This is a messenger RNA of Odontomachus brunneus, 1619 nucleotides long. RefSeq names its product serine protease 53-like. Gene Ontology annotation, molecular function: serine-type endopeptidase activity. Gene Ontology annotation, biological process: proteolysis. NCBI's taxonomy places the organism in Eukaryota, Metazoa, Arthropoda, Insecta, Hymenoptera, Formicidae. The coding region runs from base 40 to 1461 and encodes 473 amino acids. The record is from RefSeq and is a predicted model, not a curated record. The transcript is spliced from 10 exons.
UGUUGUGGACCUGAUUAUCGAAUUACGACCACCGAGAUAAUGAAGUUAGCAAUUAUGCUGGUUGUCGGCGUUAUCGCCAAGGUAUACGGCGAUGAACCUGAACCUAUCAUGGGUGGCAACACGGCAUCGCCUGGACAAUUUCCACAUCUAGUCUCCAUUCGGGAAGAUGGCCACCAUAUUUGCGGAGGAAGUAUUAUUGAUGAGACACGUGUCCUCACUGCUGCUCAUUGCAUAUCGUCUCAAAGUACCGCGCAACGCUUGACUAUUCUAACCGGAACAAACGACGUAGAAGGUAGAGGUGGUAAAGUACACCAAGUUCAGAGCGUUCAAGUGCAUCCAGAGUACGACCCGUGGAGUGAACAUGCGAAUGAUAUCGCUGUGCUGACUAUGGUUAUACCGAUUCGCUUCAACAAUCUACAACGUUCAAUUUCUCUAGCGAAUAAAGAUUAUGCUGAUGGCCAAACUCUUUGUAUAGUAAGCGGAUGGGGACUGAUCGGCCGAAGUUCAUUUCCGUCGCCAAUGCUUCAGUAUCUCCAAGUGACCGCGCUGAGGCAUAGUGAAUGCCAAAAAGCGUAUCCAGGCACUACUGAUAAACAGAUAUGUACCUAUAUCAGCCAUGGAAAACGUACAUGCAUGGGUGACAGCGGUGGUCCUCUCAUUUGCAAUGGUCAACUUGCUGGUAUUGUCUCUUGGGGCAACCCCUGUACUAUAGUCAUCGAGAUAAUGAAGUUAGCGAUUUUGCUGAUUGUCGGCGUUAUCGUCAAGGUAUACGGCGAUGAACCUGAACCUAUCGUGGGUGGCAACAUAGCAUAUCCUGGGCAAUUUCCACAUCAAGUCUCCAUUCGGGAAGACGACGAGCAUAUUUGCGGAGGAACUAUUAUUAGCAGUACACAUAUCGUCACUGCUGCUCAUUGCAUAUCGUCUCUCAUUUUCGUGCCCGACUUAACUGUUCGAACCGGAACAAACAAUGUAGAUAGCGGUGGUCAAGUACACAAAGUCAAGUGCGCUCAGAUACAUCCCCAGUACGACUCGAGGGGUCAUAAGAAUGAUAUCGCUGUGCUCACUUUGGCAUCCCCGAUGAGCUUCAACAGUCAACAAGUUUCAAUUCCUCUGGCGAGUAAGGAUUAUGCCAAUGGCAAAAAUCAUGCUAUAGUAAGCGGAUGGGGACAGCUCGGUGCAAACUCAGGCAGUCCGACAAUGCUUCAAUAUGUCGAUGUGAGAAUGCUGAGCUAUGAUGAGUGCCAAGAAGAUCAUCCAAGCACUUCUUUUAAACAGAUAUGUACCUAUAACAGCUAUGGGAAAGGUUUAUGCAUGGGUGACAGCGGCGGUCCUCUCAUUUUCAACGAUCAACUUGUUGGUGUUGUCUCGUGGGGUAUUCCCUGUGCUGUGGGUCGAACUGAUGUAUUCACUAGUGUCUACUAUUAUCGGGACUGGAUUAGAGAAUGUCAACAGAUGUGCUGAUCAUUCUAAUAAUCACAGUCGACCGGCGAUCUAUAUUUCAGACAUUAUCCAAAGUUUUUAGUUACAGCGUGUGAAACGCGUUGCUAACGUUAUUGAUAUGUUUCAUAGAAAUGAUAUGAAAGUAUAAAUUAACAAUAAAAAAUAUUAUUUGAAAUAAA